Molecule: messenger RNA, 2241 nt
Organism: Durusdinium trenchii
Lineage: Eukaryota; Dinophyceae; Suessiales; Symbiodiniaceae
Source: the annotation of a GenBank genome assembly
AUGGCGCUUCGCCUGGCCUUGGGCAGCUUGGGCAGCUUGGGUCUAUGGCUCCACCUGCACCCUGCCACUGCGGCAGUUGUCGCGUCCUCGCGGCCGCGCAAGCCGGCAGGAAGUACGUAUUAUCCUUACCGACAACUACUGGACUGCGAAGGCAGCAAUUUCAGCGAGGAGUGGCGAGGCUUCCGGCUGCGCGUGGCGGCCAAUGCUGAGCAAGGUUUUCCUCCAGAUCUGGAGCUACUGACGAAAGCUUGGGAGGUGCACGAGAAGUUGCAGGAGGACGCCACAGCCCGGAGCCUCUUGAUGGUGAAGAUCUUGGUCCGGCAGGAAGAAGUGAGCCGCUUGCGAGACUUCUGCCUCCUGGGCUUUGCUUCUGCUUUGUUCAUCAUGUACCGGCACGAAUUGACGGUCCAAUACUUGGAGGAUAUCAGAAACGUUCUGGGCUGGCCUGAUUGGCCGCUGGACUUUUCAGAGUCCUCGGGCUGGCCAGCUUAUUGGCGGAUGGUCCCCGCACACAUGGAGCAAGCGCUGCUACGGGGCGACCUGAGCUUCUCCCACGAGGAUCACUGGGGCCGAGAGGAGGAGACCCUCCCGAAGCCGACACCGGAGGAGGUCGAGGCUGCGCUGCUGCACUGGUUGGGUGUCUCUGGAAAGGUGCAGCUCUCCAAACCGAAGGUCUUUGAGGCUGAGCAGCUGGCGAGGGAGGUGAAGAUGAAGCGAUUACAGCUCUUGGUGGCAGGUCACCACAUGGGAUCUUCCAUGGAGCCUUACACCAUGCUGCGAAGAGCGCUCGAGAGCAGCAUGGAAUUGGACCUAGAGGUGCAGUUCCACGGACAGCGGCAUCCCACCGCCACAAUGCUGUGCAGUGAGUUUGGCUUUUGCCACGAGAAUGAACAGCUCUCGCAAUGGAUGCGAGCGUGGGAGUGGAAACAGACCUGGGAAGAUGACUACGAGUGGAUGCAUAACCAGUGGCCAGAAGCCUUAGAAGGACUGGCGACGGCUCUGAAAUCGGAUCUUUUUCUGUCGAACGUGCAGCUCAUUGUGUGCGGAGGUCCUGCCUGGUUUUGCGCCAUGAUGCGAGCAGUAAAGGCGGUGCCCAUGUUGUUAUACUUCGCCUGGCCGCUGGUCCCACUGAUCCCGGUCAGCUUGAGGCCUCAGUUCUUGCUACAGAUCCAAAGCUUGGGUCAAACAAGCUCAGCCGUGUUGGUUGUGGCAAACUGGAUUCUGGCAGCGCAAUUUGCGCUCCAAGUGAGAUUACCAACACCAGUGCAGCGUGUGCAUGGCCUCUACACCAAGCAGCAGCACUCGCCGGUACCAGCACCUAAUGGCCACAACCGAAUACUCUUCUCUCGCUUGGGCAUUUGGACAGGUCAGGCUGGUCCUGCACUGCUGGAACUCUUGUGGUCCUUCUUCAGAGAGGAGCAGAGGAAGUCGGACUUUCCCUUCGAGCCCGUCUUCUUGAGUAUUCGAGUGAGGCAAGUGCGCCCCAUCUACGAACUCACCUAUAAGGAAAUGUCGCAGUUCUAUGCCUGCGUCUUCUGGCCCUGGGACGUGAUGAUGAUGCUCUUCAAUGAGCUCUACACCAUGUUAGUGCCCCUCUUGGUGCCAGACAGGCACUGGGUGGUGAACACGAUGCUUUGGUCCCUGAAGAAAUCCACGCAGAACUGGUGGCACGUGAGGGCCAAGAACGUCAGGGCUUCGCUACCGACCACGCUGUCGACGGAGUUUCCAUUGCCCGAGCCGUGGAUCGACGAUCAUCCCUACUUGGGAUUGGAACAGGCGAUGUACUGGUAUUCGCUGACGGACUUUGAGCAGUUCCCAGCGCUGGGCCGGUUCCGCAGCUUCGUGGAGCUGCUGCAGCUGCUGCGCGCCAUGGAGCCGGAGACCAUGAAAGCGGGCAUGCGAGCCUUUAAUGAGGCUGAGCGCUGGAUGAGAGGCGUCACCGUCAUCCGGAGGAAUCCACGCACCGACAAGCGCCACGCGCCGAGACCGCGCGACCACGACGACAAGGAGCCGCGGUGGAAGCUGGCGCGGUUUGCGUGCUUUACUGCGCCUGCAGAGCCUCCCAACAACAACGUUCGCCCUGAGAUCCAGGACGAUGGUCGCCUGGGCAGCGGGCGAAGGGCCGGAAGGGGCCGGAAGAACGUGGAGAACGUGCGAGACGGACGGUGUGAGACUGCUAUGAGACGUGGAGGAAAAAAGAGAGAUGAUCCAAAUGCGCGAGAGGGGAAAGCAAGGCAAUGA